UAUUAGUAGUCAGUAGUAACGCCCGUACUCCAGUCGUCACUGACGUUGUGUAUCUCUCCCCCUUCUUCCUCUUCUCCUCUCCAUCCCCCUCUCCCAUCCUUAGUCGAUCCUCUCUCACCCUUCACUUUCACCUUCACCUUCGUUUCUUUUCUUCCGCUGCGCGAGGAAUUCUACAGAGUCUAUUACCGGCUGGUCCAGUUCAUUCUCUGUCAUCUCUCUUUCUUGUUGUCUUUCUCUUUGUCAAUCCCCCGACAAGUCUCAAAAGAACAAGAGGCCGGUUCCUCUUAAUCACCACCACUUCGACCCCCGGUAAUCGCGUAUGUUCGCUUGUUGCCAUCGGCCGUGUGAAAAGAUCCUCGUCUAUCUGUAUAUCGAUAUAUAUACACAGUCUCGAAAUUUGCUAUCACAGCAUCACAAUAACACCUUUUAUCCGGUGAUCGCCUUGCGACGUUGAUCAUCCCCCCGUCGCGCCUUGUUGAUCCGACCCGCCCUGUCGAAUCAUUUCUAACGCGCGCGUGGAACCAUGUAUCCCCAACCAGGUGCCCCAAUGGCACCUCCCCAGAAGCCAGAGACGUUUAUGCUAUCAACUGAAGCCCAACAAAGCCUCCCGCACGAUGCGCAAGUCGCCCUGCAGCAAGUCGAUAAUCUGAAAUACUUCCUCCUCUCGGCUCCCGUUGACUGGCAGCCCGACCAGUUGAUUCGUCGCUUCCUCCUGCCGACCGGCGACUAUGUGUCUUGCGUUCUCUGGAGCAACCUCUUCCACAUUUCCGGAACCGAUAUCGUGCGAUGCCUCGCCUUCCGAUUCCAAGCCUUUGGUCGCCCUGUUAAGAACUCCAAGAAAUUCGAGGAGGGAAUUUUCUCCGACCUGCGAAAUCUCAAGGCCGGGACCGAUGCGACCCUGGAGGAGCCCAAGAGUGCGUUCUUGGACUUCCUGUACAAGAACAACUGUAUCCGUACCCAGAAGAAGCAGAAGGUUUUCUACUGGUACAGCGUUCCUCAUGACCGGCUGUUCUUGGAUGCGCUUGAGCGAGACCUCAAGCGCGAGAAGAUGAACCAGGAGGCCACUACGGUUGCCGUCAGUGAGCCGGCCUUGUCGUUCGAAUUUGAUUCGUCCCAGUCGUUGUAUGAGCAGUUGACCAAGGCGCAACAAGCGAACACCUCCUCGUUUGCUGCUGCUGCCCACGCCCACGCAAGUACGACAUAUGGCCAGCCCAGUUCCCCCGUGGUUCGGACCGUUGACGCAAUGCCUCCUCCCCAGAUGGCUCCCCCAGCGAUCCCGCUCAUGCAGGACGACCAUGGCAACCCGACGAUGUACGGCAAUCCUCAGAUGCCUCUUUCGAACAAUCUAGUCCAGAGCAUCAUUAAGCGCGAGCAGGACUACGGGCAGAUCCAGUAUGAUCGCAAUGGAAUGCCCCUCGCCCGCAUCCACCAGCGCCAUUCGUCCAUGCCGACCUUCUACGAGUACUCGCCCGCCCCGUCUUUCGUUUCUUCUCAGUACGAGGAUUACAGUAAUCGCGGUCUGUCCUUUGAACCGGUGACUCCACCGCAACAUUCGGUCGGACUCGGCGCUGAACCUGCGUAUAUCGCCAACGAGGAUACGGGUCUCUACACUGCGAUUCCGGAUCUUUCCCACGCGGCGCCAUACAAUCCCAUGAUGCAGCUUCCACCAUCCAACUUUGCUGCUGCUGGUCACUACCCUAGUGCCUCUCGAUCCUUUUCGUCCAAUGCCUACUCCGUCAUCGAGGGCUCUCCCACUUACAAGCAGCGGAGGCGGCGACCCUCGAUCACCCCGGGACCGGCUGGUACCCCCGGUGCCACCAAUGGGUCCCACGGUGCGCCCUCCUCUCAACCUCCACCUUAUGCUGCUCACCGCCCGAGCGAUCUUCGACGCUCCGUGUCUAGCUCGGUGGCCCCUGUUGCGGAGGGUGAGGAGUCUGGGCAUGAUCUAGCUCGGACAUACCCAAGCGCCAUGCUCCCCCAGAAGGACCUGUUGCAGGAAAUCUCACGUCAUGGAACCCCGCUUCAGCACUUGGAGGAGUCCGUUGAUCAGCACGCAGUGCCAAUGAGCAACCCUCCAGAUGACCUGACAGCGCUCCCCACUAGUGCAGCUAUUGAAACAACGGUUCAGAACAGCACUGGCCGGUCGGACCGUGCGGGCCCUGGUCCUGCACGUCGCGCCCGGAGUGCCACCAUGAUGGAGCUUGGACCGUAUCCCCAGAAAUCUCACUCGUGCCCAAUCCCGUCCUGUGGACGACUCUUCAAGAGAUUAGAGCACCUCAAGAGGCAUGUGCGUACCCACACGCAAGAGCGACCUUACCCCUGUCCAUACUGCAGCAAAGCCUUUUCUCGAUCCGAUAACCUCGCACAGCACCGUCGCAUCCACGAGGCCCAACAAGACGGUCAAGGACCUAUUGCCAAUGAUGAUGACCUGGAGAAUGAUGCUAAUGAGUUUGAAUCCGCUGGUGAGGACUCGUCGCCGCCUGCACACCACGUCCCGCACACUAUGGUCCAGAUGCCCCCGAUGACCUCGAUGGCGACAUCCAUGAGUAUGCCCUCGGCAAUGGCCACUAUGGUCCCUGCGUCGCAUCAGAUGAUUGCCCCGCAGCUUCUGCAGCAGCAAAUGUAAACUGCGGUCAGGGCUUGAAUAUCCUUGGUGUGACCUUGUCGACCGGGUCUGCAGACGCAUCUAGGCGUCCUGGCCCUGGUGUUUAAUUUCUCAUGUUCACUCUUUUCAGCACCACGACUUACCCCACCAAGGUUAUUGCAUCUAAUCAUCUUUCAUUCAUUCUCGUUGGGUCUGUCGCUGGCGAUGUUGUUCGACACAUAUCUCCAUCUACUUAUUCCGUCUGCAUGGCAUGCUUGUUGGAUUUUCUUUGUUGCUUCUCUACAUUAUUUAUCUGUGUUGGAACUUAUGGCUGACUGUGUUGGACUCUGGUUUUGGAACUUACUGCUCUUGUAUUAUCGCCUUGUGCUUCACCCGCGGCACAGAACAUUGGAACCUGGCCUGGCCGGUACGGGCACGGGCAACUUGGGCCGUGCAACGUUUCUCGAGGGGACAUUUGGAGGAUUUAGGGGACAUUUUGGUAUGGCUUUUCUGGAAUAUCGGGUAUCUUCUAUGGAAAGUGGGAAUCUUUUUUCUUGUCUCUAUUGUGUGUAAUUGUGAUUGUGCUUGUGGUUUUGGAUCAGUGCCGUCUUUGUUGCGGCUGGUUUAUACUAUAGACUUUAACGAAUUGACUUGAAUACAAAAUUUGGCAAAAGGAC
This is a messenger RNA of Penicillium subrubescens, 3261 nucleotides long. It is a transcript of the gene steA, whose product is annotated as sexual development transcription factor SteA. The transcript is spliced from 6 exons. Lineage: Eukaryota; Fungi; Ascomycota; Eurotiomycetes; Eurotiales; Aspergillaceae. Gene Ontology annotation, cellular component: Ste12p-Dig1p-Dig2p complex; nucleus; Tec1p-Ste12p-Dig1p complex. Gene Ontology annotation, molecular function: DNA-binding transcription factor activity. Gene Ontology annotation, biological process: sexual reproduction; regulation of DNA-templated transcription. The record is from RefSeq and is a predicted model, not a curated record. Bases 524 to 2626 code for a protein of 700 amino acids.